Rhopalosiphum maidis (corn leaf aphid) is the source of this 1761-nucleotide messenger RNA. RefSeq lists its product as uncharacterized. The transcript has 7 exons. The coding region runs from base 379 to 1476 and encodes 365 amino acids. The record is from RefSeq and is a predicted model, not a curated record. Lineage: Eukaryota; Metazoa; Arthropoda; Insecta; Hemiptera; Aphididae.
CAUUAGACACUCGGCACAAUUUAUUAUUUUGCAAAUAUUAAUGUAUAUUGUCAUAGACAUAUUUAUAUAUCUUUAAUUAAUAUUACACUCAUUACAAACUUUCAAUAUGUUUACGAAUUACAAUAAUAUAAUAUGACAGGAUGCUUGUUUUAUAAUAAUAAUUAAUUAUUAUUCUGAACUCGCGUAUCAGUGACCAUUUCCUGUUCACACAUCUUGCCGGAAGGUGGAUAAGCGCCAAGCGGAAGAUGACACAACUAUGCGAUCAUCAUUGACGGCUACUACUAUGCCACUAUUUGAUCUCAGGAAGUGUUGAAGAAACAUCGAUUUCGAUCAAUAAUUCUGUUCUCCACAGCAACAGUUGUAGCAUACACGUCCAGCAUGUCAAAAGAUAGAGUUUUAGUUUUGGGAGGCUGUGGCUUUAUCGGCCGUCACUUAGUCAAGUAUUUAGUGGAUAAUGAUCUAGCGUCAGCUGUGAGAGUAGUCGACAAAGUUCCACCCCAAAUCGCUUGGCUCAACGAUGACCAUAAGGUGGCAUUUGAAUCACCCAUAGUAGAAUUUAUCAGUGCCAAUUUGAUAAAUCAAAGUUCUUGUGAAAAUGUUUUUGAAGGUUUCUUUGAUUAUGUCAUUAAUUGUGCCGGAGAAACUCGUGUUGAUUUACCAGACGUCAUCUAUGAAGAGGGAGUCUAUAAACUCAGCAUGAAUUGUGCUCGUACUGCUGCUAAGUUUGGAGUAAAUCGUUAUAUUGAAGUGUCAUCAGGUCAGUUAACUGCCAGUCAUAAAGGACCAAUUAAAGAAGAUGACAAAGUAAUACCCCUCACAUCCAUUGCAAAAUACAAAUAUGAAGUAGAAAAACAAUUGAAAACUAUUCCAAAUUUAAAGUAUACAAUUGUCCGGCCAGCUAUUGUGUAUGGCAUAGGUGACAGAACUGGACUCACACCAACUAUUGCGAUUGGCUCUUUGUAUCGAGGUCUGGGAGAGCCUGUUCGAAUACUAUGGAAAGGCAGUACAUCUUGUAAUACAAUACAUGUUGAAGACAUUUGUAGAGCUGUGUGGCAUUUGUCAAAAUCCCCAGAAGCUAUAGGGGAAACUUACAAUUUAGUGGAUAGUGGUCAGACCAAACAAAAUAUGAUUGCUGAAAUUGUAUCCUCAUUAUUUGGAGUUAAACAUGAGUUUCUGGGCUCAGUUCUUUCAUCUUUAUGUAAAAAUGAUUUUGAUGUUAUUGCAUCUGAAGCAAAUGACAAACAUUCAGUACCAUGGGCCGAAGCUUGUUCAAAAUCUGGUGUUCAUAACACUCCUCUGUCACCAUUCAUUCAUAAAGAUCACUUGAAUGGUUAUCGUAUUGAAAUGAAUGGCAGUAAAUUAAUCAAUAAUUCUGGAUUUGUAUUGAAACAUCCAAAGAUUACAGUUGAACUACUGAAAGAGGUUGUUGAUGACUACAUUAAAAUGAAUCUAUUUCCUAAAACAUUGCUAGACUAAACGUGUUGAAAGUUACCAUUUCAUUAAGCACAAUUUAUUGUAAACUUAAUUCUGUGAUAUGUUAUUAGUUAUUACCAUUAUUUAAUAUUUAUUUACAUUGAUUACAUACAAAUUUAUGAAACAAUUAUUAAUGUUCAUCAAAUGAGCUUUUUUAUUAUAUAAUUGAGUUACUUAUACUUAUCUUUUGGGUAUUAGAUAUUUGUUUUCAAUUAUAUACAUACAUUUAUGCUGUGUUAAGUGGGCCAAAGAUUAAAAAAUAAAUAAAUUGAAUUUGCAAGUACAUUA